AGUAGUCAUACGACGCCCCUCAACCGUGUCGGAUGAGUUUCUAUUUAUCUCUUCUCUGGAUUCUUAGUUACCGUCAUCACCAUAUUUACACAUAUUAUAUUAUUGUGACGUUAAUGUGAUUUGUGUGCUUGUAGUUUUUUAUUAUUACAGCACUCUGAUAUAUAUAUACAUAACAACACAAAGUGUGUACAGUGAUCUUAAUCAUAAUUUACCCAUUUCUUCUCUUCUGCUCCACAUUUGCGCUGUUGUCUGCCCGAAGAAGUGUCGAGUUGAACAUUUUAGCAUUAAGCCACUUGGUCAAUUUACUCAUUUCUUCUUUUCUUCUCUAAGUAACAGGAAAUUUUUACUGUAUCCUCAUUAUUAGUAUCUGAUAAUUGUCGCGAGUACGUGAUAAAUAAAUAGGUGCGUGAAUGGUGGAUAGUGUCAGUGGCAAGUGCUAGUGGCCGCGACCAACCAAAGAUUUCUCGCGGUGUAUCAACACGCUGAGAUGCCGUGGCUGCACGGACUACAGACUCACGGCUAGCUAUAGGAGUGGCAGUCCCGGUGACUGGACGUUACGAUGCGCACGUUGCUGCUGCUGAGAUUGGUGUUUGUGGGAGUGGGCGUGCUGGUUACUGAUAUCACGACGGCAACUUUGCUUAAACCUGAUAACAACGACAUUGCUCAAAUUAAUAUUAAUACCAACACCAAUAGCAAUAGAAAUAGUGAUACUAUCGAUAGCAACACCAUCGACAACAGCAUGGACAGCGAGGAGAGACAGCGGAUAACAGCCAGCGUCGAAGCCAGCCUGCUGUCAUUGCUCGGGUUCACCAGCAGACCCAAACCAAAAGGCAAAUCCCAUGUUCCUGAGUCCCUGAAGAAGUUGUACGCGCGGCAAAAUUCAAUCGCCAGUUCAAAUAUCGCGAAGAAAGGAUUCCACACGAGAUCAGCAAACACUGUGCGGUCUUUUUUACAUAUCGAAAGUCCGCUUGAUGAUAAAUUCCAAUCAUCGAAUCGUUUUCGCUUGUCGUUUGACCUGAGCAGCAUCCCAACGGCGGAGAGUCUGAAAGCCGCGGAGUUGAGUUUGACGAGAGUUUCAGUACCAGAAGAAAAAAAUACUAAAAAAUUAGGACGUAUUUUAGUUCAUGAUAUUUUACGUCCAGGUGUUAAGGGACACAGCAAACCAUUGUUGAGACUCAUCGACAGCCGGGUUAUUGACAUGACCAGCAAUACGACGAUAAGUUUGGACGUCCAUCCAGCGGUGUCUCGGUGGCUUCAAGGAGACGGCAACAAUCACGGUCUGCUGAUCCAGGUGACCAGCAGUAAAAGCAACAGCAAAAACAGUAAACAUUCCCACGUGAGACUAAAGCGCAGUGCUGAUGAAUCCCAUGACACGUGGGCAUCAUCCCGGCCCACAUUGUUCACUUACACCGACGACGGACGCAGCAAAAUGGCCACUGCCUCCGAGAUGAUGGACCGCCGGGCGCGACGUGCCGCUUUGCGUAAAAACCGACGCAAAGACGGCCGCGAAAACUGCCGAAGACAUCCUCUCUACGUGGACUUCGUCGACGUCGGAUGGAAUGACUGGAUCGUAGCACCUCCAGGUUACGACGCGUUCUACUGCAACGGCGACUGCCCGUUCCCUUUGUCCGACCAUUUGAACUCGACGAAUCACGCCAUCGUCCAGAAUCUCGUCUACUCGACGAACCCCGCGAUGCUUCCCCGAGCCUGCUGCGUGCCGACCGCGCUGAGCUCCAUAUCCAUGUUGUACCUAGACGAAGAGAACAAAGUUGUGCUUAAAAACUACCAAGACAUGGCAGUGAUUGGUUGCGGCUGUCGCUGAUCUCAGUGUUCUAUUAAACUUUUGCGCAACACACGAGGCAUUUGGGAUUUAGUAAUAACUCGUAUUGAUAAAUAAAGUAGUAUAUUAAUAUAAAUAUCUAUCUAUAUAUACAUAUGAGCAUAAGAGAUGUGUUUACAAGUCUUGUGUGUACAGCUGUACAGUAAAGCUGGCUCUUAAAUGACUCGACUGGAUAUAUAGGAUAUAGAGUCACAUGACAACUGGACAAGAGGACAUACAAGAGGCAGUGAUGACGUUGGUGCGUGUUUGCCACUGUUACUUGCUUUUCCAUUCUCUCCCUACCACAUACAUACAUACAAUACAUAAAUAUAUAAAUACAUAUAUCUAUAUACCAUCAGCAUCAGCAUCAGCAGCAGUAACCAACGUAUUGCUCCAUCUCAGCAUCUCAUAUCAGCGACUUUGGCUUGUAUAUUGCUCGUUAGACCGAGCCCCGUACCGAGUACAAGAGAACGGGCGUCUCGCGAGAGCCCAGAGUGCGUGACGCUGCCGCAUUCUAUACACUUUCAGUAAUCAACAAACUCAAUAUAAAACAACUUAUGUACGUAUGUACAUAUGUAUUGAACCAAGGUGCCUGGUUGUGAGCUGCUGGACCCUGUUGCUGCUGCUGCUGCUGCCUCUGAGUCUGCCUUUACCAACGUGUUGAUCUUGUCUUCUUGUCUUCUUGCUUACUCGCGCUCCGCAGAAAAUAUAUAUAUAUAUUAUAUACUACUUAUACAUAAAUUUAUAUGUGUGUACGUUUUAUUGCUCGUUCAUUCUCGGGCUAAUGUAUAUAAGAGAGCUCUCUACGCCGAACCUCCUUGGCUUGUAUAAUUUAUUAAUAAGGCGAGAGAAAAACCGGUAUGAGACACUGCGACUGCAUAUCAUGUGUGUGUAUGUUAUAAGCUUGUCCUCUGGCUAGUGUGUAUAGUGGGUAACGUUUCAAAUACCGAAAAACACUCAUGGUAAUUAGGAACGCUUGAGAGCUGAAUAUUAUUUUUUAUUAUUAUGUAUUUUUUUUAUUCUACGUAUCAUUAUUAUUAAUAUUAUUAUUAUUAUUAUUAUUGUAACUAUUAUUAUUAUACACGAGUAUAUGCAGAUGUAUUACCUGGUUUAAAUACUUCUUUUUUCAUUUAUUAAUAUACUCGUUGCCCACUUCUAUGCAGUUAUUUUCCGCACUCGGGAUCCAGUUAUGCUAUUCACGCUGGUCUUUGAUCGAGUGCUGGAUGAUAUGACGGCUUCUAAUAAAACGUCAGUGUGUAAAUAUAUAUAUUUAUAUACAUAAAUAUAUAUUUAGUAUCUGGAAAUUAUUAAAAUUAAUUAUUGAUUAUGUAAAAAUAUGGAUUUACUUUUCUUUUUUUAAACCCAGAGGUAUCGUAGUUUUGGCGGUUUUUUUAAAACUAAAAAAUUUAUGACACGGUGGUUUUCUUAUAUAAAUAUCAGGAGGUUUUCAAGUGAUCGGAUAUUUAUGUGAUUUUUCCGAGUCAUUUUUACCCAGUAGUUCUGUACUUUGUAUUAGCCGCGAAAUGAGGCCGCGAAAUAUUCAAAUAACAACAGAAUAUUUUUAUUAUUUUAAUUACUACGCUUUUAAUUAUUUUUUUUUCUAAUUAUUAUUAUUGUCAAUGUAAAUUGUACCUGCUUAAGGAUUUACUAUUAUUUAUUAUUAUUAUUCGCUUGACAUUUUUUUUUGCACGAGAAUGAUAAAUUUUGUAAAAAAAUUUAUUAUUAAAUAGAUGCUGUAUAUUUGUACAGAGUAUAGAAUUUAAUUGAUUUAUAUUUCUAAUUAACUACUUUUAUAAUUAAUAAUAAUAAUAUUAAUAAUAAUUGAAUAAGUUUUAAAAUCAAAUAUCUUUCCUCAUAAUCCUGUACCUAUUCCUCCCUCUCCUCUAAUAUAACUUUGAUUGUAUAAUGUGUGAAUAAGCGGAAAGUCGUUGUGUAAAGAUUGUAAAUAAUUCAUUAUAUUUGUAAAUUAUUAAGUAAUGUAUAUUUUUUAAAGCGCAUAUCUUACGAUUUAUGAUAAAUUACAUUAAAAAAUAAAUAACAAAGAAUAUAAAUGUCUUUGGUGCAUGUAAAUUGCAAAUAAAUUGGAGUAACUUUAAAACAAACAUUUUUUCAUUUAUAUAUACAUACUAUUUAUAAUUAAUUAUUAAUUAUUAAUCAAUCAAUUUAUUUUAUUUAUUUAUUGUAGACUUAGUUACUAUUAUUUACCAUAUUAAUUUUUAAAAAUCAUCUCGACAUCAUAUUGUAUAAC
Microplitis mediator is the source of this 4067-nucleotide messenger RNA. RefSeq names its product protein decapentaplegic-like. Bases 560 to 1822 code for a protein of 420 amino acids. Gene Ontology annotation, cellular component: extracellular region. The transcript is spliced from 3 exons. NCBI's taxonomy places the organism in Eukaryota, Metazoa, Arthropoda, Insecta, Hymenoptera, Braconidae. The record is from RefSeq and is a predicted model, not a curated record. Gene Ontology annotation, biological process: SMAD protein signal transduction; BMP signaling pathway. Gene Ontology annotation, molecular function: cytokine activity; growth factor activity.